Molecule: messenger RNA, 366 nt
Organism: Pyricularia pennisetigena
Lineage: Eukaryota; Fungi; Ascomycota; Sordariomycetes; Magnaporthales; Pyriculariaceae
Exons: 2
Coding region: 1-366 (121 amino acids)
Source: RefSeq, a predicted model, not a curated record
AUGGAGGAGUUUCUCUGCGCAGACCCAACCGUAUCCCAGGCGCGGGUUCUCAACAUCGGAGAGGAGACGUCAAAUGCCACCGUGAUAGUCGCCUUGGCACAGCAGCAGGACGACGUCCGGGUCGCCGACCACGUCAAAAGGCUCCAUCGUCUGCCCACCGCCCCCCCGGAUCACCUGACCGCGUGGACGAUGAAGCAUUGCGACGGAGGCUGCUGUAAGACAGCAACGCUCCUCCCAAUGGGUCAGGCUCCCACUCCGUCCUCGAUCGAGGACAAACUCCGUAUCAUCAUUGGCGACAUUCUUUCUCUCGAUGCCGAAAGGCUUGUUGUGCCGCUGCGGGGAUUCAACUGCGCGUCUCGGAUAUGA